CUGUCAAUUUGUAAGACACAGGCGGGCGGGCCACGGCCAUAAGUGGGGGCGCGUGUUCAGAGUACAAGCUUCAGCUCCCCUUCCGCUAUUUUUCCGCCCUUCUUGCUGCCCGAGCCUGCUGCCAGCCUACCACACUGAAAUUUCGCAAGCAAGAGAAUAAAGCUCGCUUUCUCUGUGCGCGAGUAUUUUUAUCAAAUUCUCCAUCUGUAAAACUUCAUUUCGGGGUAUUCAGUUACUAGGUCAAUGUUGUAUGCAAUAUCUUUUCCGAAAAUUUGUAUUACUAGUGUACCUUAUCCCAAAAUUAGAACCCCAUGUCCUCCUCGAGGGCAUUUGGCUUCAACAAGGCUUCGUGUAUUGGCUUCUUUACCAGAACCCAAUGGAGCUAAAACUGAGUACACUCCAUGGCUGAUUGUUGGCUUGGGGAAUCCAGGAAACAAGUACCAUGGAACCCGGCACAAUGUUGGGUUUGAAAUGAUUGACCGCGUCUCUCAAGCAGAAGGCAUUCUGAUGAACACUAUACAAUCGAAAGCAUUGAUUGGGAUAGGUUCCAUUGGAGAGGUACCCAUUUUGUUGGCCAAACCUCAAACAUAUGUGAAUUUUAGUGGAGAAUCGGUUGGGCCACUUGCUGCAUAUUAUCAAGUACCCUUGCGUCACAUCCUCCUGGUGUAUGAUGAGAUGAGCUUACCAAAUGGUGUUUUGAGGCUUCAGCCUAAAGGAGGACAUGGCCAUCACAACGGAGUGAAGAGUGUCAUGGAGCACUUAGACGGUCGACGUGAAUUUCCACGCUUUUGCAUAGGCAUUGGGAAUCCACCUGGUGCCAUGGACAUGAAGGCUUAUCUUCUUCAGAAAUUCAGUGCCAUAGAGAGAGAACAGGUAGCUGCUGUGUUCAGUUUAGAUCAAUUGGACCUGCUGAAAGGUCCAAUUUCUAUCGGCUGUAUGUGCAGGUGGAUGCUGCUAUGGAACAAGGGGUCGAGGCUGUCAGAACGCUUGUACUAGAAGGAUUUAGCAGUAGAAUUACUAGAUUUAAUCUUGGGCAGAAGUACAAGCACAAUAAAGUUUGAGUUCAGUUGAAGGUAACAAAGAGUAUAUAUAUAUACAUGAUCACAUUAUAUAGGCUUCACUGCUAAUUUGCUGUAUUAUUAGUGAAGUGAGUAUUAUUAUAUUUUGCUAAUUUGAAAGAAAAAGAAAGAAAUUGAGUAAUCGCAACUUGAAAUCAAAAUCUCGUGACUUCAUUGCUUCCCCA
Molecule: messenger RNA, 1243 nt
Organism: Olea europaea var. sylvestris
Lineage: Eukaryota; Viridiplantae; Streptophyta; Magnoliopsida; Lamiales; Oleaceae
Product: chloroplastic group IIB intron splicing facilitator CRS2-B, chloroplastic
Exons: 9
Coding region: 244-996 (250 amino acids)
Molecular function (GO): peptidyl-tRNA hydrolase activity
Source: RefSeq, a predicted model, not a curated record